AUGGAGAAAACAAAUGGAAGAGAGGCCAUUGCUCUGUCCACAGUGGAGACUGGCAUAGCAAACCCAGGGCUGGAGCUCAUGGAAGAAGGAAUAAAUCCUGAGGGAACCAGGAAGAAUGAAGAGCAAGGACACAGCAUUGGGGAUGGAUUGGAACCUCCCACUCAACAGAGGAGGGACAUACAGCCUUUCACAAAGGCAAGAAGUUUCUGCAAAACGCACGCUGGCUUGUUUAAGAAGAUCCUGCUGUGCCUGUUGUGUUUGGCUUAUGCUGCCUACUUCCUGGCAGCUUGCAUCUUGGAUUUCCAUAGAGCCCUGGCCUUGUUCGUCCUCACCUGUUUGGCGCUUUUGGUCCUAGUUCACCAUUUUCUGAAAAAAUUCUUUGCUGAAAAAUUAACAAGAUGUCUGAAGCCGCUUGAAAACUCCCGCCUGAAGCUAUGGAUGAAAUGGGUGUUUGCAGGAGUCUCCUUGGUUGGCCUUAUCCUGUGGCUGGCUCUAGACACAGCCCAAAGGCCAGAGCAGCUGAUCUCCUUUGCGGGAAUCUGCAUGUUCAUCCUCAUCCUCUUUGUCUUCUCCAAACACCACAGUGCAGUAUCGUGGAGGGCAGUGCUUUGGGGCCUAGGUCUUCAGUUUGUCUUUGGGAUCUUGGUCAUCAGAACUGAUCCUGGAUUUAAUGCAUUUCAAUGGCUGGGAAACCAGAUUCAGAUUUUCCUCAACUAUACUGUGGCUGGCUCCAGUUUUGUUUUUGGGGAUAUGCUGGUCAAGGAUAUCUUCGCUUUUCAGGCUUUACCGAUCAUCCUUUUCUUUGGAUGUGUGAUGUCCAUUCUUUACUACCUGGGCCUUGUGCAGUGGGUAGUUCAGAAGGUUGCCUGGUUUUUGCAAAUCACCAUGGGCACCACUGCCACAGAGACCCUGGCUGUGGCAGGAAACAUCUUUGUGGGUAUGACAGAGGCACCUCUGCUCAUCCGUCCAUACCUUGCAGACAUGACACUUUCUGAAAUCCAUGCAGUGAUGACUGGAGGGUUUGCCACCAUCUCAGGCACUGUGUUGGGAGCCUUCAUAUCCUUUGGGGUUGAUGCGUCAUCCUUGAUUUCUGCCUCUGUGAUGGCUUCCCCUUCUGCUCUUGCUUUGUCAAAGCUGGUAUAUCCAGAAGUGGAGGAGUCCAAGUUCAAGAAUAAGGAGGGGGUAAAAUUGCCCCGUGGGAAGGAGAAAAACGUCCUGGAAGCUGCCAGCAAUGGAGCCACAGAUGCCAUAGGCCUUGCUGCUAAUGUAGCAGCCAACCUGAUUGCCUUUUUGGCUGUGUUGGCCUUCAUCAAUGCUGCCCUCUCCUGGCUAGGGGAACUGGUAGACAUACAUGGACUCACUUUUCAGGUCAUCUGCUCCUAUAUCCUAAGGCCCAUGGUUUUCAUGAUGGGUGUGGAGUGGGCAGACUGUCCAAUGGUAGCUGAGAUGGUGGGGAUCAAGUUCUUCACAAAUGAGUUUGUGGCCUAUCAGCAACUGUCUCAAUACAAAAACAAACGUCUCUCUGGAGUGGAAGAGUGGAUUGGAGGCGAGAAGCAGUGGAUUUCUGUGAGAGCCGAAAUCAUUACAACAUUUUCACUCUGCGGAUUUGCCAAUCUUAGUUCCAUAGGAAUCACACUGGGAGGCUUGACAUCAAUGGUACCCCACCGGAAGAGUGACUUGUCCAAGAUUGUGGUCAGUGCCCUCUUCACAGGGGCCUGUGUAUCCCUUGUCAGCGCCUGUGUGGCAGGAAUCCUCUAUGUCCCCAGGGGAGCUGAAACUGACUGUGUCUCCUUCCUAAACACAAGUUUCACCAAUAGAACCUAUGAGACUUUUGUGUGCUGCAGAGAGCUCUUUCAGAGUACUUCUCUGAAUGGCACCAACCCUCCUUCUUUUUCUGGUCUCUGGGAAGAUAAAGAGUUCAGUGCUGUAGCCCUUGUUGACUGCUGUGAACUCUACACCAAUACUGUCUGUGCCUAAAGCGGGUCCAUUUCCAUAACAGUCCUGAUCUGGAUGGCUUUUUGAUGGCAAAGUUAUUUACAUAUUCAGAUUUCUCAUUGUACAACUAACUCACCUUUGUCUUUAACAGUAAAUGUAAGUUUUUCAUUUUACUUCACUGUAUGUCAGUAAUGAAAAUUAGCACUCAUUUUUUCCAUUAUUUGGCUGAACUAAAUAAAAAAUUCCUUAGGGGCUCUAUCUGAGCUUAGAGUUGAAAUUAUAAAUAUUACCAUACCAAAGAAUAUCUUUCAUACCUUGCUUCUAGUUGCCAUCUUAAAAGUUAUGUGAUGUGUGCCAGAACUCUUCUGUAUAUGUUCUGGUAAAACAAAUGUGGGGGGCAGGUACAGUCUGCCUCGGAAUUUGAUGAGUGUCCUUCCUCUCUCUGCCCCUUACUGAAAGAAGGUGUAUGCAGGCAAGUUAUUUAAAAUCUUUUACCUGUUUUCUUAUCUGUAAACUGGGGAGAAUGAUGUUCUCCCUGUUUACCUCAAGAUUAUAAUAAUCAAAGCAGUAUGUGGAAGUUCUUGGAAGAUGUACAAAGUGUUUCAUGACUCUGUAUAUAGAAUCAUUAUUGUAAAAGUUGUUGUAAUAUGUAAAUAACACAUAAUUUGACAAAUGCUUCACUUUAUGUUGGCUGGAGUUGCCCUGAAGUAGACCUUGAAUGUUAUUUGAAUACUUUGGGAAGGAUGCUGUUAGACGUACCCAUUUGAGAAUGAAAAUUGCAGUUUAAUGCCCUUUACUUAUAGUUUACUGGAUUUCACUUCAUUGUUAUUAUUGUAUCAAAACAAUGUAUCACAACAGGCAUUUGGACCAUUUAAACACUUGGAUAAAGUAUAUAAUUUACAAAAUUAAAAAAAAUUAUGGGAUGUGGUGUGCU
Hippopotamus amphibius kiboko is the source of this 2869-nucleotide messenger RNA. It is a transcript of the gene SLC28A2, whose product is annotated as solute carrier family 28 member 2. Bases 1 to 1977 code for a protein of 658 amino acids. The transcript has 17 exons. Gene Ontology annotation, cellular component: membrane. Gene Ontology annotation, biological process: nucleoside transmembrane transport; retina homeostasis. NCBI's taxonomy places the organism in Eukaryota, Metazoa, Chordata, Mammalia, Artiodactyla, Hippopotamidae. The record is from RefSeq and is a predicted model, not a curated record. Gene Ontology annotation, molecular function: nucleoside:sodium symporter activity; purine nucleoside transmembrane transporter activity.